CCUCGAGCUAUACCUCCGCUCACAUGCCUACCUCUCCAGUGGUCCCAUCCGGCAACACUAACAAAGCAACAGAAUUGGGGUCUACUACCACCACUCCUGUCGUCACCCGAGAGAAUCCAGUAGCCAUAUCAGAUGCUGCCACUAACAACACAACUUCUGACGGCUCCACAACAGAAGGCCCUACAAGGCAGUCAACACCAAUCUCUAUCCGCACCUCUGUUCAGCAGUCAUCGGCUGUUUCCCAGAGAGGUCACACUCUUGGCUCACAUUCCACCCAAGAAUCUCAAAUCACAGGUUCUGUUUCCCCCAUGACCGACAACAUCAAUACGGUCACAACUCCAACUCCUUCCUUCAAACCGAGUGGGCCUUCACCGUCAGGAACAUUUCCUCAGGACACAUCGGCCACAAGUGAAGGAACAACCUUCACCACAGCACAGCCCACGGAUAUAAUGAACAAAACCCAGGUUACAAGAGAACUGCUGGCAACACCAACCAGACCUGACACCACCCUGGGAACCUCAGCAGACACAGCCCAUUCCAUAGCAAGCACCACUCCUCAAGUCACCUCCCUAUUCUCCACAUCAGGGGGGCCAGCAGGACAAUCAGCAGGCCCUUCUACCACAACCUCCCCGGAUGCAACGUCAGCCUUUUUCCAAACCCACCAAACUCAGAGCAUAGAGACCACUGGACAACCUGACACCAGCAAACCAGCCUCCUCAGUGACACACACAACCUUAGAGGGCACGACUACCUCUUCUUCAUCUACUGCAAACAGCCCAACAGCUUCAGGAAGUGCUUCCCCAGAAACAGCCACUCCAGGUAAGGUCACAAUCUUCUCAGCAGCUCCCUCCAUUAACAGCCACAUAACUCAGUCAACAACCGAUUCAUUGUCUACUGUGCCUAGUCUUGUCACUACCCCAGAAAUCAUGGGAAAUGUGUCCAAUCCUGUCACCAGCACCAUUUUGCCCACCGUCUCUGAGGUCUCUACAACAGGUGGACCAACAGAACAGUCAACCCCAACCUCCUCCAGCUCCUCUCCUGGGGAAACGUCAGCCAUUUCCCACAUGGCUCAGACUACAAGGAAUAUAACAACCAGAGGUUCUGAAACUUUCACUUCAGUCUCUCAGGUGACUGACACCAUCUCAACAGUCACAUCUCCACCUCCUUCACCACCAACAAACGGACACACGUUCCCACAAACCAUGGCAACCACCACAUCACCUUCAGGCACUAGCACAACAUUUCUCUCAUCCUCAGUCACCAACGGCCACACAACCCCUGGUCCUGCAGUCACGUGGAGCUCCACCACUGCAUUCACAGGUCACACAAACCCUCUGCCUUAUGUCAAUGCUUCCACAUCAGCCACAGCUUCCUCAGGCUCCACUGUUAAGCCUCAGACCCCAGGAAUGAUGACAGCCUCACUAAGGACAAGCAGUGAGAGAAGCACAGCAACGUCACUACCAACAACAUCCUUAUGGACCCUUACAACCUCAACUCCCAGCACAUCCACAGUCACCCACUCAACAGCCCCCCCAGUCCCUAGCAAGCCUGACAGAGGUGUUCCCCUCUUUCCUUACGGGUUGAAUGUUAGAGACCAAGAGUUUGUCAAGAGGACCGUGGACUUUACCUCACCCCUCUUCAAGCCCGAGAUUGGCUUCCCCUUUGGCUCCUCUCUCCGGGAUUCCCUCUACUUCACAGACAACGGCCAGAUCAUUUUCCCUGAGUCCGACUACCAGAUUUUCUCCUACCCCAACCCAUACCGUAGAGUGUUCACGAGCUGGGACCCUGUGGCCCUGGUGGCUCCCUUUUGGGAUGAUGCUGAUUUCUCCGGCCACCGAGGAACCAUGUUCUACCAGGAAUACAAGACGUUCUAUGACGAAUACAACCCGCUAGUCCGGCAGGUGGAGUCUUGGAUUGAAAAGUUUGCAAACGUCUGGUACUACAAAGCCAGGUGGACCCUAAAGAUCACCUGGGUCAAUGUUCCUGCCUAUCCUGCCAGCUGGACCCUUGGGACCAACACCUACCAGGCCAUCCUCUCCACGGACGGGAGCAAGUCCUAUGCUCUGUUUCUCUACCAAAGUGGUGGCAUGCAGUGGGACCCUGCCCAGCACCAAGACAACUCGGUCCUCAUAGGCUUCUCCAGUGGAGAUGGAUAUUUCCAAAACAGCCCACUGACAUUCCGGCCAGUGUGGGAGAAGUAUCGUCCAGACCAAUUCCUGAAUAAUGACUCAGGCCUCCGGGGACUGCAGCUCUAUAGGCUACACAGGGAAGAAAGGCCCAACUACCGUCUCAAGUGCCUUCAGUGGUUGAUGAGACAGCCUCAGUGGCCCAGCUGGGCCUGGAACCAGAUCUCCUGCCCUUGCUCCUGGCAGCAGGGACUAUGGGACUUACGAUUUCAGCCCACCAACAUAGGCUGGUGGGGCCUUGGCAAUAGACAACUGUGCAGCUUCUCCUCCUGGCGAGGGGGCGUGUGCUGCAGUUACGGGCCCUGGGGAGAGUUUCGAGAAGGCUGGAGAGUGCAGCAACCUUGGCAGUUUGUCCAGGAACUAGAGCCGCAGAAUUGGUGUUGCCGCUGGAAUGACAAGCCCUUCUUCUGCACCCUGUACCACCAAAGGCAGCCCCGUGUCAGCUGUGCUGGAUACAGGCCCCCACGACUGGCCUGGAUGUUUGGGGACCCUCACAUCACCACCUUGGAUGGUGCCAAUUACACCUUCAAUGGGCUGGGGGACUUCCUGUUGGUCCAGGCCCAGGACGGAAACUCCUCCUUCCUGCUGCAGGGACGUACUGCCCAGACUGGCACGGCCCAGGCCACCAACUUCAUCGCCUUUGCUGCUCAGUACAACUCCAGCAGGCUGGACCCCAUAACGGUUCAAUGGUUCCUUGAGCCCAAUGACAAAAUUCACGUUCAGCUCAAUGACAAGAAUGUGACAUUUGAAGCCAACCGUGAAGAUGCAGAAGGCCAGGAGAUAUUCAACACCACUGGAAUCAUACUGACCCGCAAUGGCUCCCUGGUCUCAGCCAACUUUGAUGGGACAGUGACCAUCUCAGUGAUAGCUCUCUCCAACAUCCUCCAUGCUUCCUCCAGCCUUCCAGAGGAGUAUAAAAACCGCACAGAGGGCCUCCUGGGAGUCUGGAACGACAAUCCAGAUGAUGACUUCAGGAGACCCAAUGGCUCCACCGUUCCCCAAGAGAGCUCUGAGGAGAUGAUUUUUCACUAUGGAAUGAGCUGGAAAAUCAAUGGAACAAGUAUCCUUGGCAAGAGGAGUGACCAGCUGCCUUCCAACUUCACCCCUGUCUUCCUUGACCAACUGAGAAAUGCCUCCUCGAAUCUGAGUUUGGCCUCUGAGUGUAAUGAAGAUCCACAAUGCAUCUUUGACUCUCUGGCCAUGCAGAAUGUAAAUGCUGGACUGCAUACUAGGAUGCUCUUUAGAAGAUUCCAGGAGAUUAAUGCCACCCUCAAUCAGUACCCGCCGUCUAUCAAGGGGGCUCUUGAGAUUAAAGCCUUCAAGGGGCAGACCGAGUGGAUUCAGUAUACCAGCUCCUCGGAAAAUGUCACUUUCUCUCUCAGACACAACUCUACUGACUUCACACUCUUUGAGAAUGGAACAUUGCUAUGGACACCAAAGUCGCCAGAACCAUUCACUCUGAAGAUUUUAGCAAGAAAUGCCAAGAAUGGCUUGUCUUCUGAACUGCAGCCCAGCACUGUGGCCUGCUUUUGCAGUACACAGCGACAGUGUUUAUACAACCAGACCAGCCGGGCAGGCAAUUCUUCCCUCGAGGUGGCCGCCUGCAGUUGUGAUGGGGACACCUUCGGUCGGUACUGCGAAAGCUUCAGGGACCCCUGUGAGCACUGCUUUCCGAAUGUCAGCUGCAUUCCUGGGAAGGGCUGUGAGGCCUGCCCCCCGCACAUGACUGGGGAUGGACGUCACUGUGCAGUUGUGGAGAACCCUUUCCUCUGUCAGAACAAGUCCUGCCCUGUAAAUUACUGCUACAACAAUGGCCACUGCUACAUCUCCCAGACUUCAGGCUGCCAGGCCAGAUGCACAUGCCCCCCGGCCUUCAUCGACAGCCGUUGCUUCCUGGCUGGGAACAAUUUCACCCCCACUGCCAGUCCAGAGCUUCCCUUGAGAAUCAUCCAGCUCUCGCUCAGUGAAGAAGAAAAUGCCUCCAUUGCAGAGGUCGACGCCUCGGUGGCCUACAGACUGAGGACCCUGGAUGUGCCAGCCUUUUUCCGGAACAGCCUGGUGGAAGCACAUGAUUCCACCACGCUGGGCACAGGACGCUUACUUCGACGCUGGAGGGUCAUCUCUGAGUUCCAGUACCGCCCUCGGGGCCCUGUCAUCAACUUCUUGACCAACCAGCUGCUGGAUGCUGUGGUGGAGGCCUUCUUACCCCAGCCCCUGAGGAGAAGGUGGCGGAGGAAUGAGGAUCCCAGGCACGAUGUGGUCUUCCAUCCCAUCUCCAGAGAUGACAUUCGCGACCUGAAGAGUCUGAACUUGAGCACACUGGAGACUUACUUCAACUGCAGUGGCUACAAGGGCUACCACCUGGUCUACAGCCCCCAGAACGGCUUCACCUGUGUGUCCCCAUGCAGUGAGGGUUAUUGUGAGAACGGAGGCCAGUGCCAGCACCUGCCCGAAGGGCCUCAGUGCAGCUGUGUGCCUUUCUCCAUCUACAUGCCUUGGGGCAAGCACUGUGAGCAUCUAAGCAUAAAGCUCAGAGCAUUCUUCGGGAUCCUCUUUGGGGCCCUGGGCGCCCUCCUGCUACUGGGGACUGCCGUGUUUGUGGUCUUGCGCUUCCGGAACUGCUCCGGGACCUUCAGCUCCUACCCUCUGGACUCGGAGAGCUGAAGCCUCACCCCAGUGGGGCAGCCGUGGCCUAGAAUACCUCAGGACCGCCCUCAGGACCAUCCUCAGCUGCACACCUCCCAGCAUCCUUGUUUUGGGGAGAUUGGAAAAGGGAAGAUGACUAAAGGGGAUUCAGGACUCUUUAAGGAGAAUGAAUAGCCGGAACAAGACUCCAGCACACCCUGUCAGUACACGGAGAUCAAAAAGACAUACUACAUAAACUGGUGGGUCCUCCACAGACACUCAUACAAGGGUGGACACCAACCUACACACACACACACACACACUCAGAUCGUACACAUCAGAACUAAUAUGGGGUGAUGGCUCUAAGUUAAAAACCAAAAUGCUUUUUUGCACACAAAACUCUCUGAUUUAGUUCUAAUUAAAAUCUGUUUAAAUAAAGUCCCUCUGACUUUGUGUCUCUGAAGCCGUAGAUUCCAUUUGUUCUUUUCCUCUGGUGGCUGAAGGGCUAGCACAGGACCUUUUCUCAACUAUCAAAAGGCACAGGGUGUGGGGAUUAAGUGCUGGGCAGGUGGUAGAGGAGCAGGGGUGGGCUGGAUCCAGUCCUGCUUUGGCCCUCAGUUACUUCAUAUUGGGAAGCCUUCAAUUGUUCCAGCCCCAACAUGGGCCCUUGCCACAGCCUCCAUAUCACCAUCUUGUUCCCCUGCCCUAACACACACCAAAGCCUGGCCCUUUAAAGAGAAAGACAGAGAUACUCCCCAUAUGAGGUAUCCCAGUCUCUUUCUCCCAGAGCCUGCCUAGCUGAUCUCUGUCCAUCAGUGUCACAAAAAAAUGACAAAAGGAUAAAUAUGUGGUGCCUUUUUCUAUUCUGGUUCCUGUCCCCACUGCCUGUGUUCCUUGGAGAAUGGA
Molecule: messenger RNA, 5717 nt
Organism: Loxodonta africana (African savanna elephant)
Lineage: Eukaryota; Metazoa; Chordata; Mammalia; Proboscidea; Elephantidae
Gene: MUC4
Product: mucin 4, cell surface associated
Exons: 25
Coding region: 24-4850 (1608 amino acids)
Biological process (GO): regulation of signaling receptor activity; cell-matrix adhesion
Molecular function (GO): ErbB-2 class receptor binding
Source: RefSeq, a predicted model, not a curated record